Molecule: messenger RNA, 1290 nt
Organism: Podospora pseudocomata
Lineage: Eukaryota; Fungi; Ascomycota; Sordariomycetes; Sordariales; Podosporaceae
Exons: 3
Coding region: 1-1290 (429 amino acids)
Source: RefSeq, a predicted model, not a curated record
AUGGCCGACAUCCGCACACUUCACUGGUAUGAGUCGGCGGCUGACAAUCAAGCGAUUACUGCCAAUGGCUGGAGAUUCCAGGUGGCCAAGUCGGUUGCUACAGGAAAUGGAGCACCCAUUUACAAUGUCGUGUGGCAGUCCCAAGGUGUUGCCCCCGUUACCGAUAUUUCCUGGAAAGCUCAGUAUGCUCUCAACUGGACCGCCGCUCUGAUCUCGCCUGGCGUCAAAGUCAACGUUGGCGGUAGAUGGCAGCGAUGUAACAAAGGCGAGACCUACGAUCUAAACCCACAAGGAUACUGGGUGCCCUCUGCAACACCGGCUGGCCCUGAUGGUGCUGGCUGGCUCCACAUUGGCAACAUUGAUUAUGCAUACCCGCAUGUCCUUGGAAUCCAUAUCAUCGUGGGAGUUUUGAACAACCAGACAGGCAGAUACGAACCUAUCUUUGUGGACCAGGCAACCCUUCCAAAGGGUAGCUCGGCGAAAUACCAGCCGCAAGAGAGUGUGAGUUGGUGGCUCGAAGGGAGUGAUCUCACUGGUCAGGUCUUCAGCGACACCAAAUCCAACGCCACAACCUUCAACUUCACGAAUCCGAGCAACCCCCUCACAGAUUCUUAUGAGUGGUCAACUUCGUACAUAAUGCGCCAAGGCCAAUGGGUCAUUGCAGCCGGACCUGUUCCCCAGGCCUUCCGUGCACCUCCUCCGUCUGAAAACAGGGUCAACCCCCUCGGCGGGAAGGAUCCAAUUCUUCUCGACUUGGAUGUAGGAAGCUGGAUUGUCAGAUUCAACCCCCCCUUGCUCGGCGGUGAUAUGGGGGUCGCUGUCACAGCUCUCUCGGAAAAUCUCAAGCAACAGUUCGAGGCACUUGAGGUCCAAGCUGUGGGCAGCGAAGGCACCGCGCUCACAAUCCAGUACGAAGCCGGUUCGGCUCCUGGAGCCCUUGAACAUAUCGGAUUUCCCCGCGGUUCUCCCGGAUCUCAAAGCACAAUCGACAGCGCACUGAGGGGGUUGCAGACAGCCGGCGAACUCCCUCAAACCGAGGAAUGGCUUAUCGAGCCGGCACCCGUGGAGGAAACAAAUGGUUCAGCACCGAUCCAGGCGCGCGAGAGCAAACUCAAUGGGGCCACCACCCAUACCAACACCAACAAUAACAGUAACAGCAACAACAGCGGCUUGGCCUACCGCUACGGCCCCGCCCCUACUGACCAAAACCCGAACAACUUUGCCGCCAACUACCAGACCAAGUCCCCCUUCCUGCAGCAGGGCUAUCCCUCAAACCCCAUCUCAACCUAG